AUGACCAAGCUUCCGAACGACCACGCAAUUCUGGUCCGACUAGCGGCCCUGGUCGAGCUUGCAUCGGACGAUAAGGAGUGGUUCGGCGUCGCGGAGCAGGCGAUAUCGGCUAUAUACGCACUAGCAAAGUUCCCGGACCAGCUAUGCACUGACAUCAUCCGCCGCAAGACCAAGAGCGUGUUUGCAGCUCAGGGUCCAGCAAUCCCCGGUAGCAGCAGAGAGGGGAGUGCGGCUCCGCCAGAGACUCCGAGGAGUGGGGUGGAUGCUGACGGAGAUGAGGAUAUGAUGGAUGCGGGCGAUGUGGACAUGGAGGAUGCAAUGCCGGCGCCUCCUCCUCCUCCUCCUCCGUUGCCUGCUGGACACGAAGACGCGGAGGGCAGGGAGAAGAAGGGUAAGGCGUUUGCCUUGAGCCAAUUGUUGUUCAUUGUGGGACAUGUCGCGGUAAAGCAAAUCGUGCACUUGGAGAUCAUGGAGCUGGACUUCAAGAAAAGGAAAAGUGACAGCGAGAAAAACAAAGAUGCAAAUCCUACGCCGAAAAAGAAGGACGGCGACGAGAAAGACGAGCUCGAUUUGAUCGGCGGUACCUCAGAGGACGAUUUCACCGAGGCUAUGGCUAUCAUCCGAGAGAGAGAGCUGCUGUAUGGGCAGAACUCAUUACUCUCAAACUUCGGCCCAUUGGUUGCUGAGAUUUGCGCAAAUAAUCUUAUCUACAAGGACCGAAACCUACAAGCACAGAGCACACUAUGCAUGGCCAAAUUGAUGUGUGUAUCCGCUGAAUAUUGUGAGACUAAUCUUCCACUCCUAAUCACGAUAAUGGAGCGCUCCGCCGACCCCAUCACGCGCAGCAAUGCCGUGAUUGCGCUAGGCGACAUGGCCGUGUGUUUCAACCACCUCAUUGAUGAAAACACCGAUUUCUUAUAUCGACGUCUUAAUGACCCCGAUGCCUCCGUGAAGCGGACCUGUCUCAUGACGUUAACCUUCCUGAUUCUGGCUGGACAAGUCAAAGUCAAGGGCCAGCUCGGAGAAAUGGCCAAAUGUCUCGAGGACUCCGACAAGCGCAUCGCUGACCUCUCGCGGAUGUUCUUCACUGAGCUGGCAACAAAGGACAACGCCGUCUACAACCACUUUGUGGACAUGUUCUCCCUACUGAGCGCCGAGAGGGAGCUCGAGGAGGACGCGUUGAGGAGGAUCGUCAAGUUUUUGGCUAGUUUUGUGGAGAAGGAUAAGCAUGCCAAGCAGCUUGCGGAGAAGCUUGCGGCCCGACUGGGCAGAUGUGAGACGGAAAGGCAGUGGAACGAUGUGGCGUACGCCUUGAGCCUGCUGCAGCACAAGAACGAAGAGAUUCAGAAGACGAUUGCCGCUGGAUUUAGAGUUGUGCACGCUACUGCCUAG
Messenger RNA from Morchella sextelata, 1392 nucleotides. RefSeq lists its product as uncharacterized. Bases 1 to 1392 code for a protein of 463 amino acids. The transcript has 3 exons. Gene Ontology annotation, biological process: mitotic chromosome condensation; meiotic chromosome condensation. The record is from RefSeq and is a predicted model, not a curated record. Gene Ontology annotation, molecular function: histone binding. Gene Ontology annotation, cellular component: condensed chromosome, centromeric region. Lineage: Eukaryota; Fungi; Ascomycota; Pezizomycetes; Pezizales; Morchellaceae.